GCCACUCUAAUCGUUACGUUCAACUUCAAGCACUUCAUGACUGUCACACUCUUGCUGUGAGAAUAUGGACUACUUCUAGACUACAGACCCUUUCUAUCACACGAACAAUGGAGCGAUCGAACACAAUGUGCCAUAAAAACUAUGGUGACCUCGGAAGUGAAUUCAUCAUUGAGCACCGGAAAAUCAAAACUUUGAACCUCUGGAUAGCUUUAAUUAUUUCUGUCAUAUUUGCAUUAUGCGUCGAUCUACACUCAAAGGAUAUCUACCAUCUUUGGUCUAUUUCAGCUGUUUUGUUUGGUGUUCUAGUUUUCAAACUCUACACAAAAGUACAUAGAGAGAUAGUUCUGAUAUUACCAACAGUUGGUGUACAACUGAAGACAGAGUACUUGCUGGGACUGAAAUGCACCAAGUUCAUAGAUCUCUCACGUAUAACAGACAUUGUCAUCAAUGAAGCCAUCACCUUGCAAAGCGUCAUCAGCUAUCUGGCUGUUUUACUGAAGGAAGAAAAAUCUGGAAAGUUAGAAACAUUGUAUCCAUUAUUUUCGCACUCCAGGUAUGGGAUGGACUGCCUUACGACGGUGUAUGAAGUCUCGCAGCAAAAACUCUUUCUUACACAAACAUGACCAGAUGAUGGACGAUGCAGACUUGUCUCCUUAUAGAAUAUAUAAUUAAUUAUGUUGAACAUGAAAAGGAAAUAAAGAGGUGUAUUAUUAUCUGUGUGGUUGAAAUGUUGCAGCACUAUUGUAGUCCAUUGGCGGAUCCAGGGGGGGGGAGGGGGGGAGGUUCGAACCCCCCUUUUGAAAAUGACUUAAGACCACAUUGAAGAUUUUUUUUUUGCGUUGGUAGACACCCACCCCCCAACCCCCCUUUCAAAAUUCCUGAAUCCGCCCAUGGUAGUCUUCCUAUUUUCGUGCCCUUUUAUGUAUUAGCAUUUUGCACAAUACAAUAUUUUUACAUGA
Molecule: messenger RNA, 959 nt
Organism: Haliotis rubra (blacklip abalone)
Lineage: Eukaryota; Metazoa; Mollusca; Gastropoda; Lepetellida; Haliotidae
Product: phosphatidylinositol N-acetylglucosaminyltransferase subunit H-like
Exons: 5
Coding region: 108-623 (171 amino acids)
Biological process (GO): GPI anchor biosynthetic process
Cellular component (GO): glycosylphosphatidylinositol-N-acetylglucosaminyltransferase (GPI-GnT) complex
Source: RefSeq, a predicted model, not a curated record